This is a messenger RNA of Vanderwaltozyma polyspora DSM 70294, 933 nucleotides long. RefSeq names its product ceramidase. Lineage: Eukaryota; Fungi; Ascomycota; Saccharomycetes; Saccharomycetales; Saccharomycetaceae. The coding region runs from base 1 to 933 and encodes 310 amino acids. The record is from RefSeq and is a predicted model, not a curated record. Gene Ontology annotation, biological process: ceramide catabolic process; ceramide biosynthetic process. The transcript has a single exon. Gene Ontology annotation, cellular component: endoplasmic reticulum membrane.
AUGGGUUUCUUAAGAUGGCCUUAUCCAGAGACUCCAAUAGAUGGCCACUGGGGUAAUGUAACUGCUACUAUUGAUUGGUGUGAAGAGAAUUACGUUGUUUCUUCAUAUAUUGCAGAAUGGUCAAAUACUAUUUCAAAUAUUACUUAUCUAAUUACUGCAUCUUAUGCUACUUAUUGUGCUUAUAGAAACCAAAUGGAAUUAAGGUUUAUAUUAAUAGGGGCUGGGUUUGCUGUUGUUGGUGUAGGAUCUUGGUUAUUUCAUAUGACGCUGUUGUACCGUUACCAAUUAUUAGAUGAAUUACCAAUGAUUUAUGCUACAACCAUUCCUGCUUGGAGUAUGAUUUGUGAAUAUUUAGAGAAUAAGCCAAAUAAUAAAGGUAACAAGAGGCAACUAGAUAGGAUUGAAUGGGCUGUGGGCUUCAUUCUUUCUGUUUUAGUCAUCGGUAUCACCGUUUUCUACAUUAUUAAUAGAAAUCCUUUAUUUCAUGAAUUUGCAUACGCAUUUUUAACAGGUAUAGUAGUUAUAAUUGCAGGUUGGUUAAACUAUAAACAUGUUAGAAAUCCAAGAGCUAAGAAGAAUUUAACUCAUUGCAUGGCAAUCGGUAUUAUGCUUUUUGGCGCUGGUUUCUUAUCUUGGCAACUAGACAUUCGUCUCUGUUCCCACUGGAUUAAUAUUAGAAGAAGUUAUCUGAAGUUACCAUUAGGUAUCUUCUUAGAAUUACAUGGUUGGUGGCACGUUCUAACUGGGUUAGGUGUCUACUACUAUAUUGUUUUCUUACAAUACUUGAGAGUUUUAACCCAAGGCAUGAAGGAUGUCAAUUUCAUCUGGAGAUGGAGAGUUCUUCCAGAACUAGUCAGAAAUGACCAUGCUAUUAACACCAACUUCUCAUAUGAAUUCUUAGGUAACUACGCAACACCUGAAGUUUCAGUGUAG